AUGGCUGUCACCCUUUGGUCCAUAUGGCAUGCCCAGCGAAAAGCUAUCCAUGAAGCAAUAUUCCGGAGCCCUCAAGUAACCCAUGGCUUUAUCGAGAGGUACCUGCAGGAUCUGGCGAUCAUACAAAAUACAGGCAAGAAUCAGAGAACAAGUGUCGCGGGCCCACGACCAGUUCAUCCGAAACCAAAAAAACCCCCGCCGGGACACCACAAAAUCCAUGUUGAUGCGGGUGUUCGAGUGUGGAGAGGUGGAUCAGCGGUAGCAGUCUGUAGAGAUGAAGAUGGCAACUACAUUGGAAGCUCGGCCCUGGUAGUUGAAGGAGUUUAUGAUCCCCCUACUUUGGAGGCAAUAGCAUGUCGUGAAGCUUUGGCCCUGGCAGAUGAUCUGGGCAUUCAUCACUUCACCGUGGCAUCGCAGGUUUUUUUACCCCUAAAAAAAAAAGCAGAGAGGCCGCAAGAAAAUGGAAGCAGCAGCAGCACGAGCGCGACCACGAAUGGCGUCGACCUCAAGAUUGUGCCGCCGGCCGGCUUCCUCCUCCACCGCCGCGCCGCCGUCCCCAGCGCCCCUAUUCUCCGGGGGAGGAGCGCGAGCGGGCGGUGCGGCCUCGCCAUCUUGGUUUCGUCCUCCAAUGGUGCAGCUGGGCUCUCCCCACUGAGUGACUCGGAGAAGAAAGGCCCUGUGGUGAUGGAGAUCCCGCUGGAAAAUAUCCGGACGCGUGCCAAUGAUCCUGAUGAGGUGCAGAAGCUCAUGGACAGCAUCCGUGUCAUCGGCCUCCAAGUACCAGUGGGCAUCUUUUCCUUUAACAUUAAUUUUUACCAAAAUUAUUUUCUUUUAGUUCAUAAGUUAAAUUAUGUCAGAACUGGAAUUUUCUUAUGUGGAAUUAAGUACAUACAAAUAAAGUUAUAUACAGAGCUAAUACAUGGCCGAACACUACUACUGAAUUCAGUGAUCUCCAUACAGUUGUCUAGAGGAUGUUUGUGCUAUGGUUGAUUGAGUAUGCGCGUCAAUAUUCAAGUUGGGUUGUUUACAUGCAUGUUCUGCGGUACACCGUCACAAAGUAU
Triticum aestivum (bread wheat) is the source of this 1061-nucleotide messenger RNA. RefSeq lists its product as uncharacterized. The transcript has 3 exons. The coding region runs from base 1 to 990 and encodes 329 amino acids. Gene Ontology annotation, biological process: cellular response to oxidative stress. Gene Ontology annotation, cellular component: cytoplasm. The record is from RefSeq and is a predicted model, not a curated record. NCBI's taxonomy places the organism in Eukaryota, Viridiplantae, Streptophyta, Magnoliopsida, Poales, Poaceae. Gene Ontology annotation, molecular function: nucleic acid binding; sulfiredoxin activity; RNA-DNA hybrid ribonuclease activity.